GCUGCGCCAUUGAGCAGCCUCGGAGAAAAGGAAGUGCGCUGCGCCGCCUCGCGUCCUUCCCUUCCCCGGCCUCCCUCCCGUUUGCUGGGGACGAGAAUGAGAGAGAAUGAGCCAGAGAGACACCCUGGUGCAUCUGUUUGCUGGAGGAUGUGGGGGCACCGUAGGUGCGAUUCUGACAUGUCCACUAGAAGUUGUGAAAACACGGCUGCAGUCUUCCUCUGUUACACUCUACAUCUCUGAAGUUCAGCUGAAUACUGUGAAUGGUGCCAGUGUUAAUCGUGUAACUAGAGUUUCCCCAGGGCCUCUCCAUUGCUUAAAGAUGAUUUUACAGAAGGAAGGCCCUCGCUCACUUUUCCGGGGAUUGGGUCCUAAUUUGGUAGGCGUGGCUCCAUCCAGAGCAAUAUAUUUUGCUGCAUACUCCAAUUGCAAGGAAAUGCUGAAUAAUAUAUUUGAGCCAGAAUCUACGAAGGUACACAUGACUUCAGCUGGAGUAGCAGGUUUCACUGCAAUCACCGCAACCAAUCCAAUUUGGCUAAUAAAGACACGAUUACAACUUGAUGCAAGGAAUCGUGGAGAAAAACGGAUGAGCGCUUUUGAAUGUGUGCGCAGGGUUUAUCAGACAGAUGGAAUUAAAGGGUUUUACCGAGGAAUGUCUGCGAGCUAUGCAGGCAUAUCAGAAACUGUUAUUCACUUUGUUAUUUAUGAGAGUAUUAAGCGAAGACUUUUGGAGUAUAAGUCUGCUUCUGCUAUGGAUGAGGAAGAUGAAACUGUCAAAGAAGCAUCUGACUUUGUUGGCAUGAUGAUGGCUGCAGCUACUUCGAAAACUUGUGCUACAUCCAUAGCCUAUCCACAUGAGGUUGUGCGAACAAGACUACGAGAAGAAGGAACAAAGUACAGGUCUUUUUUUCAGACACUGUCUUUGCUUGUGCGAGAAGAAGGCUAUAACGCCCUAUACCGUGGCCUAACAACGCAUCUGAUUAGACAGAUUCCAAACACAGCUAUAAUGAUGUCUACGUAUGAAGUGGUAGUCUACUUACUGAAUGGAUAGCAAUAUUACCAGCUGUGUUCAGGAAGAUGAAAGACCAAAAGCUUGCAGUGGACCAUGAACUCUCAGUGUGGGUAGGUAGGAGUAAAAUCUAUCAAGAACAUGCAGCUAUGGACAAAAUGGAAGGCUAUUAGGCAGUCAUGCUGCCUCAUCAUAUGGUGUCUUUUGCAAUGUGGUGAUCUGAAGCUGCUCCUAAAGGAUUGCCUUUAAACUCCUCAUAUUUCAACGUUGCAAUUUUCUCCUAUUGUGUCAACUUUUCUAACGCUAUGCAGUGAGCAUCAGACACUUGGUUGUGAGCAAGGAAGGGAAGUAACAACAUGUGUGUUCUCACUGGAAAGCGUACAUCUCUUUUUCGACUCGCGUUCAUUGCUGGUUUAAAAUGUAUUUUCUGUUACUGCACAGUAGCCAGUUUGAAGGGUAUGCCUGUGCUCAUUUAAAGCAGAUUCAUAAAUGCUUAUCUCUUGAAACUCCACUUUUGCAGUCUGAAAUAAAAUGAAAGACGAAGAUUCACUAAGCUUCCCACUUUACUACCUCAGGGGAUCUGACAGGGAACUUAGGUUUCUUACUACAGAAAAGGUGGCCUUUAUUUGUAGAGGUGAAGAUGGGCGACAGGCUGUUUGUUUUGUACUGAGUUCCACUUGCUUUAAUAUCAGACCCUAGUGUUGCAGCAGUAUGCUGUUUUAAUUGCCCUGAGUAUUUUCUACAGUGGAAAUAGAGAAGAGCCUUAAGAUCCACCUGAAAUCAAAUCCUCCUGUCUCCAGUUUUGUACAAUUUGUGUCCAUAAAUCCCUUUGGAACUUAAAACACCUCUAAAUGUAUUAAGGACCACAGCAUUGUGGAGCAAACCACCAGCAAAGAGAAAUUGGCUUGGUGUGUUGGAAGGGCUUUUAGCAUGCUGCUUUUAAAUCCUUGCAAACCGACAAACAGUAUGUGAUUAAACGGCAGGAUAUUGGGUGCUUACGCAGCAUUGUGCUUGCUUUAAACAAACUUAUGUUCAUCUAGGGCUUUUACCUAAACUAACCUAAUACUGCUGUAACUAGAAUACCAAACUCUACUAGAUUUCAGUAACACAUAGGGCACACUUUAGCCAUGUCAAAAAUUGAGUGCUAAGAUUGUGGCUUGGAAUGAACCAGAGAAGAUAAUUGAAUACCUUGGGGUUUAGGCAUCGCCUUUUGCUUUAUUCCUUGCUUGCUCCUGAAGCACUUUGCAGAAAACCACAUAAGUGGUUUUCCCCAAUGUUUGACUUUGAACAUCUUAAUGCUUCUUAUACAGCAUGUACUGCUGCAUUUUAAGAGCAGACAUUUGCAUGAUUCACAUUAUCUUUGAAAAGCAACAUUGACAAAGCAGGCCACUCGAAAUAAUGCAGAUAACCUGUUGGUUCUAACAAUAAACACACCCUACAUUUUUACCUUUUAACAUACGUCCUGUCAUUACAAUGCAGCUGUGUUAAAUGGUAAUGACACCAGGGGAGAAGAUUUGUAAUUUAGAGCACAACCCUGCCACCAAGUAGUUUCAGAGUGCAAUCUGAUGCUUUUCUCCUUGGGAAUAAUCCUUGUUGAGUUCAGUAGGACUUAUUCCCAGGUUAAGUCUUUAUAGGAUUCCACCCUAAACCAGAUAAAUGUUGAGUGUGUUUAUAUCUCACUCACUUAUAGCAAUUAAACAUAAGUGCUUCCUCUUGGCAGUCCUGUACCCUAAUCUUUGUAAUGCUCAGCUCAUGAAAAAGUUGU
Lacerta agilis (Sand lizard) is the source of this 2771-nucleotide messenger RNA. RefSeq names its product solute carrier family 25 member 36 (gene SLC25A36). Lineage: Eukaryota; Metazoa; Chordata; Lepidosauria; Squamata; Lacertidae. Gene Ontology annotation, cellular component: mitochondrion. The record is from RefSeq and is a predicted model, not a curated record. Bases 107 to 1048 code for a protein of 313 amino acids. Gene Ontology annotation, biological process: pyrimidine nucleotide import into mitochondrion. Gene Ontology annotation, molecular function: pyrimidine nucleotide transmembrane transporter activity. The transcript is spliced from 7 exons.